UGGAAAUUUUUUAAGCGGAUAAAAAAAAUAUAUCAAUUUUUUUACGUUUACAUUUUUUGCGAAAAAUUUAUUGAAAAAUAUAAAAAGAAAAUUGUAAAUUUUUACGUGAUUAUCAAAAGUUUGGAAAAAAAGGAAUAAAACAAAUAAUUUUGUUUUUUAUUUUAAAAAAUUAUAAAAAUAUGUAAAAAAUUUUUAUUAUUUUAAAACUACAUUUAAAAUAAAUAAAAAAAAAAUUAUUUUAUUAUUUUUUAAUUUGCAUGGGCUUAAAGUAAACAAAACAUAAACACAAAGCUAGCAACAGUAAAAGGAUAUACGAAAAAUAUUUAGAAAAAUAGCAAAAGAAUAGAAAAAAUCAGUGUUAAAAUUUUUACUUAAAGAAAUUUUGUUUUUUGUCUUUAAAAUUAAAUACGUGAAAAUCUUUAAAUUAAAAAUUAUUUUGGUUACUUUCUUCAACACUAUAAAUAUACAAUAAAUACAAAAAGUAGAGAAAAAGAAGAAGAUGUUCUGAAAAUACAAAUUUUAUUCUAUUUUAUAUUUUCUAUAGCCCUACAUAUUUUAAUAUUUUACAAAAAUUCUCUCUUGAAUUGAGAAUCAACUUUUUCUUUUUCAAAAAUAAUUAUUAUUAUAAAGAUUUGAUUAAAAGAAAUUAAAAAUAAAAGAGAAAAGAAGAAAAAAUAUUAAAAGAAAAUUAAAAUUAUUAGAAUUAUCCUUACUAUAUAUACAAACAUAUAAAAUAUAACAAUAUCGUAAAUUAUAUAUAGCCUAGAUUCUAUGUGAUUCUUAUUUUAUGUGAAAUAAAAAUUAUUACUGAAAGGAGAAGCAAAUUUUGUGUUGUAUUUUUGUUUUUUCCUUUUUUUGGGCUAUUUCAUAUUAAUAAUAAUGAAAACAUAAAAUAAAUAUAAUAUAACAAGUGAAAAUAAAAAUAAACAUAAAUUUACAUAAUAUACAAAAAAAAUUAAAAAAAAAAACAAGGAAUCCUUACAAAAAAUAAAUUAAAAAUAAAAAAUAAAAGAACAACUACAGCAGCAGUAGCAGCAGCUAUUAACUAUGAUGUUAUAAAUAUAAGGAUAAUACAAAAAAAAAAUAAAAUAAUAACAAAAAACAAACAAGAAAUUCAAAAACAAAAAAAAAUAAAAAUUAAAAAAAAUAAUAAUAACAAUACGAAAAAAGGAGAAAAAAAGCAAAAAAUUUGAUUUCAGGACUUUUGGAUGUUAGUAUUAGUGAAAUGGACAAUGUUUGAUAUUAAAUUUUUCAUUUUGAAUAUUUUUAUUUCCCUUGUGUUCCAUUCACCAAAAAUAUCCUGUAGCAAUCUAAAUUAUAACGAAAUUUAUAAUGAUUACGAUUCAACGUUACAAUCUCAAAAAACGAUACCUGAAAAUAUUUACAAUUCAGCUGAAGUGCAAACACAAACAUCAUUUUUAAAUUCGGAAAUAAAUAAUAACAAUAAUGAUAAGGAAAAUAAUGAAAAUUUAGAUGGUGAUGAUGAUGAUGAUAAUAAUAAUAAUGAUGAUGAUAACUCAAGUGAUUUAGAUGAACAAAAAUUUAAUAAAGGAGAUCUAUAUCCAGAUUAUAGUAUACUCAAUGGACGUAAUCAAGUGCAACUUAAAUCAGAGGAUAUAGAACAAAAAGAAUUAGUUGAACAACAACAGCAACAGCAACAACAACAAAAACAGCAAUAUCAGCAAUAUGAAUAUGAAAAAUCUUCAUCAACGCCAAUAGCAUUAAUAACAACAACAACAUCAUCAUCAUUAUUAUCAGCAUUUUAUGAUGAAAAUAUUAAUAACGAUAAUAGUUAUAAUAAUAAUAAUAAUAAUAUAAAAAAGGAUAAUGAAAAUGAAAAUGAACAGCAACUAAAACAAAAACAACAACAGGAACAUGAACAAGAAAAUAUUAACGAUUCUCUAGAUAGAAGAACAGAAAGUGAAGAAGAUUUACAUAAUAAAUUUACAUCAUCAUUAUCAUCACCAUCAUUGUCAUCAUCGAUUGAAAAUUUUAAAGUAGAUGAAAUAAAAUAUCUUGAUGAAAAUUUUUUAAUAAAUCAUAGAGGACAAAUUCAAUCCAAUUUCGACAAGCAUAAAAUACAUCAAAGAAAAGGCAGCAAUGUAAAUAAUUUUAAUAACAGUAAUAUAAAUAAACAUAAAAAGACACUAAAAUUCAAAGAUUUUGAGAGCUUUCUGAGACACAAUCAAUUGAACACAAAUAAUGAAGAUAAAGAAAUUUCAAUAUCAACGCACAACAAUAUUAAACCAACAUAUGAUCAACAUCAAUCACAAUAUACUGAAGAUAAAAUUAGAACAUUAGACGAUAAUCCAGUAAUAACAUCAGAAGACAAGGAUGAUGAUAUAAUUCCGUUAUAUCAAAAAAACGAAAAAUUUCAUAAUAGAUAUCAUAAUAUUAAUCAUCAUCAAUAUAAUCAUAAUAAUCAUCAUCACCAUCAUCACCAUCAUCAUCAACAACAACAUCAGCAGCAUCAACAUUUAAGAAAUCAACGUUAUCCAACAGAGCAAUUACACCAACAAAGAUAUCAUCGUUUGCAUCAUUUACACAAUCGUUAUCAUCAAUAUAAUAAUAUACAACAUCAUCAUCAUCAUCAGCAUAAUCAUAAUAUUAAUAAAAUGAAACAUCAUACAAAGAAAUGGCCCAAUUUGUCACGAUCUCAAUAUCAAUUACCAUCUGAACAAAAUGACUACAUUGAUGACUUACCGCCAUAUAUUAAAAAAUACAAUAGACGUACUAAACAAUUACAAGAUUUACUUGAAGGAACAAUAUCACCACAAUCAGCACAACCUCUACCAUCUUCUUCAUUACAUUCAAUAUCAAAAUCACAAUCCUAUCCACCAUCAUCAUCAUCAUCAUCAAUAUUUUCAAGUCAAUCAAAUAAACAAGAACAACAAAUACAAUCAACAUCAUUAUUAAAUCCUAUACAACGAACAACAAUAAAACCAUCAUCAUAUUCAUUAUCAAAAAAGAAAAUUAAAAAUGAAAGAAUUCAUCGAAAUCAUAAUAAAAAAUGGACAAUUGAAGAUUUAUUUGAAGAGCAACGAGCAAAUCCAAAUACACCAAAUACAAAUUCAGAUGAUGAUGAUCAAUACAUGAAUGAUUCAACAUCUUUACAACAAAAUUCUAAUUUUAAUAUAAAUAACAAUAAUAAAAAUUAUAGUAAUAAUGGUAACAAAAAUAAUCGUAAUGGUCAAAAUCAAAUAAUACCAAAUAUGAGAAUAGGAACUUCAACUAUGACAACAACACCAACAACCCAAAAACCAAAUAUAACUACUACUACAACAAUAAAAAACUAUGUUCUAGAACACAAAGAAAUGUUGAAAACAAAUGAACUUCCAAUUGAUAAUGAUAACGAUAACAAUGAUGAUGAUGAUGAUGACGAUGAUAUUGAUUUUUCACAAGAGAAUUCAAUUGAAUACGAUACUGUUGAUAAUAAAAAUUUAAAUAGUUUUAAAAAUUUACCAUCAGCAAUUGUUAAUAAUAAUGACAAUAGUAAAAGUAAAUCUUUAUUUACAACAAAUAAUCGAAUUGUACCAAUAACAUCUUCAAAUUAUAAUAAUAAUAAUAAUAAUAAUCGUAACAGAUUUAGUAAUAAUGAAAAUAACAAUAAUAAUAAUAAUAAUAAUGAUAAUUCAACAUUAUCAUCAGAAAAUAAUAAUAACAAUAAUAAUAAUAAUAAUAACGAUAAUAAUAAAUGGUCAUCAAGAACAAAUUCAUUUAUAUAUCAUCGAGUUGAAGCACCACGUAUGGUUGGUAUCGGUGAUAUUGGUAAAAAACAAAGACUACCAUUUGUUGCUAUUACAGAUCGAAAAUUAGAAUUAUCAAAAAUGCAACAAAAAAAUCGACAAAGUAAUAUGUACGAACAAAAUCAUUUCCCAAUGCCUUAAAUAAAAUAAGAAUAUAAUUUAAAACAAGAAAAAAAAUGAAAACUUUACAAAUAAUAAAAAAAAAAUAAAUUAAUUAAAUAAAUUAUAUAAAUAAAAAUAAGAUAAUAAAUUUAGACGUUAAGAACUUAUAUUAUACAUAUAUACUUACUUACUAUGAAACUUACUUACUUGCAUAAAUUUACUUAUCAUUCUUUUGUGAAUUAAUUUUUUUUUUAUAUUUUAGAAUGGAUUUUCUUUAAAAUUAUACAUAUUAAAAAAAAAAAUUAAUGGUACUUACUAAGAAAAAAAUUAAUUUUUUAUUAAUAUGUUACUAUUUUAAAUUUACGCUUUUCCUCAACUUCCGAUUUAUUUACAUAUUUUAAAAAUUUUUAAUAAUUAUUUCAUAAAAAUGGUUAAAUUAAAAUUA
Molecule: messenger RNA, 4293 nt
Organism: Condylostylus longicornis
Lineage: Eukaryota; Metazoa; Arthropoda; Insecta; Diptera; Dolichopodidae
Product: probable cyclin-dependent serine/threonine-protein kinase DDB_G0292550
Exons: 4
Coding region: 1209-3887 (892 amino acids)
Source: RefSeq, a predicted model, not a curated record